CGGAAACAACACCAGACAGUCCUGCAUCGCCAACCUUCCUCCAUCCGACGUCUGAAGAAUCGAAAAGUCUCUUGUCCAGCCCCGCGCGAGCCCGUACGCAGAAGUGUAUCGACUUGACAAGUUAGCCGAGAAGCCAUUAUCACUCACACCCUCUCAGCACACGUCCACACGCACCGAAAAGCUAGUCCAAUGGUAAGCCAGAGACCCUGACCUGGGCGAUUCCGUACCCUUCCUUCCGGCGGACCACCGUCGAGCGUCACCUGGUGUGUGGGAGAGUGUGCGGGCAGGUGAGCAGGCGAACUCGCGGAUCCUAGAGUCUGCGUGUGUUUACAAACCCGCCGCUUGCAUUCUCUUCGGCUUCGGCACGACAUCUCACCUCUACUUCUUCGCUCUCCAGCUCUCGCUUCAAACGCUCCUCUCGCACUCCCUCGCCACCUGGCCUUUUCUGCCUCCCACACGCACGCACACUCACUCACUCACAUACACGCACACACACACCUACCCUCUGUCCUUUCUCGCUUUCCGCCCUCGGACAUAAUCCGUCUCCGGAACUCAUGGCAGCAUCAAACUCACAAGGCCAACAGGCGUCGACGAACUACAAGGAGGCCUUCUCCCUCUUCGACAAGCGCGGCAACGGCCGCGUCGCCAUCGAUUCGCUGGGUGAUCUCCUCCGCGCAUGCGGCCAGAACCCAACGCUCGCCGAGAUUGAGGAGCUGAAGCGCUCUGCCGGCGGCAGCGACUUCGACUUCCCGACCUUCUCUUCGAUCCUCAACCGCCCCAACGGCUUCCGCGACCCGGGCGACCCGUCGACGUACACGCGCGGCUUCCAGGUCUUCGACAAGGAGCUCACCGGCUUCAUCGGCGUUGGCCAGCUGCGCUACAUCCUCACCAACCUUGGCGAGAAGAUGACCGACGACGAGGUGGACGAGCUGCUGAAGGCCGUCGACGUGCAGGGCGGCGAGGUCAACUACGAGGAGCUCGUCAGGACCAUCCUCGCAAACUAAAAGGCUCGACCAUCUCGAUGGAUCAUGUUUUCUCUUUGCGCGUGUGCAUGUUGGAUCCUGGGGGCUUUUUAACAUCUUUUCCGGCGUUGGGUAGGGCAUGAAAUCGGGGUAGGGGCCUUGCACACGGUUGAAAACCUUAUCUCCCUUUAUUUUUUGCUUAAGCUGUGGAGGCAUUUCAUGACGGAAACACGUACGCACGCACGCACAGCUUUGUAUUCAUUUUAUUUUUCCCGCUUUGAACCCCGCCACCAUGAAGAGUUGAAGGAUCACACGAGCGACAAUGAGCGCCAGAAAUGGAUUUGGCAGGAUGCAGCUACAAACACGGUGAAGCAAGUCACCACGAAAGGCUUCUAACGUUGAUAGACACACAACAAUACCACACAGCAAGAAGUUUCUCAUGUAUCAAAAGUCUAUCUGUGUAUGAUGCUCUCAGCUCGCUUAUUCGCAUUCAUCUCACAGCGCACGAUCCAUGUCAAAAGGGCCAUUUAUAUAGCUCGUGUAUGUGUCUGUUACCCAUCAUUUCUUAAAGCCAGACUAUGCGUUUGCCAUUCAUCAGCACAAGCGAUGGGUGACGAUGAAUGCUCCCACAUGUUUCUGUUGCAAUGCAAUUCAUGAUAUCCGAGGCCCUCGCUAGGAGGUGAUACUCGUACGUCAUUUCGUCAUCAG
Messenger RNA from Verruconis gallopava, 1670 nucleotides. RefSeq lists its product as uncharacterized. Lineage: Eukaryota; Fungi; Ascomycota; Dothideomycetes; Venturiales; Sympoventuriaceae. Gene Ontology annotation, molecular function: calcium ion binding. Gene Ontology annotation, biological process: mitotic actomyosin contractile ring assembly. The transcript has 2 exons. The coding region runs from base 555 to 1004 and encodes 149 amino acids. Gene Ontology annotation, cellular component: myosin II complex. The record is from RefSeq and is a predicted model, not a curated record.